UGUUGUUAUGGUAACAUAAGCAAACGUUUAUUCAAGCCUCUUGAGGCUUUAGCUCAAUCUCCAUUGCCAUGUUUUUAUGUAUUAUUUCCUAAAUAAGCUUUCUUACCAUCCAACGCACCAUAAUACAUACGCAGUUAAAAUGGAGGGAACAGAUACCGGAGGAAAUACUUACCUCAUUAGACCGAAUUAUCAUCACAAGUUCAAAGCAGCUGUUGUGAAGGAAUGCAUUCAUGAUAUCCUGAGAGAACAACUGUCUGGGGUGCAGUAUGAUCCGGAUGAGGUCGGCGUUCUGUCCCGUUCAUUAGCAGAUUGCAUAAAGGACAAACUGAAGGAUGUGGGCUUUGACCGAUACAAGCUGGUGGUACAAGUGGUAAUUGGAGAGCAGCGAGGAGAAGGUGUCAAGAUGGCUGCCAGGUGUUUCUGGGAUGCUGACACAGACAGCUACGCUCAGGACAUUUUCAUGAAUGACAGUUUGUUCUGUGUGGCGGCUGCUUUCGGCAGUUAUUUCUACUGAGGACAAAAGAAGAUGGGAAGAUUUUGCAAUAGCUUUGCUAUUUUAAAAGCACUCAUUACUUCAGUAAUUGCAUAAUUACUUUGACACAAGAACUAUUAAAAAUGAGAGUGCUCCACAUUAGACAUCCACAAAAACAGAAAAAGAUCCACAAAGCAUCUCCGAGUAGAAGUGAUGAUCCAGGAUCAGUUUAACCUUUUUUUAGAUCAUAGUGAAUAGGAUUACAGGGACAGAUCCUAGAUCAGAACUUCUACACUGAGAUGCUUUGUGGAUUCGAGCCUGAGAACUUGCCCUUUCCCCGGGGGAAGAUGCACUGUGCAAUCUCUGUUGUGUUUUUUGUUGUUGUAAGUAGCAGCAAAUUACAGUUAAAUACUCUGACAGAAAGAGGACUGUUGCCUUGCUUAAUAACUGCAGAGGACAACAAGACAGGCAUUGUUUUAUUCAUACUAAUGUCAGGUCAACCUGAGAAUAAAACAUGCAUAACCUACACGCAGAUUGUAGCUGUAACAUGGUGUUAAAUGGUGUCUACCAAUGUUUUCUUUCUAAUGUAUGUCACUUUACAUCACCCUUAUUGCUAUUUAUAUACAAUAUUAGUUUAUUAAAUUUAAUUAAUUUCAAAUA
This is a messenger RNA of Oncorhynchus nerka (sockeye salmon), 1132 nucleotides long. RefSeq names its product dynein light chain Tctex-type protein 2B-like. The record is from RefSeq and is a predicted model, not a curated record. Gene Ontology annotation, cellular component: cytoplasmic dynein complex; cytoplasm. Lineage: Eukaryota; Metazoa; Chordata; Actinopteri; Salmoniformes; Salmonidae. Gene Ontology annotation, molecular function: dynein intermediate chain binding. The transcript has 5 exons. Gene Ontology annotation, biological process: microtubule-based movement. Bases 77 to 514 code for a protein of 145 amino acids.